CUUUUCAAGAAAAUACUAGAACAUUCAUACACAUCUUUAAAAAUUACUAGAUUCUAGUCACUUGGCAUAAGCAAACCAAGCUAUCCAGCCAAAUAAUUAGUGUUGGGCUAGUGGUGAACGUCAUGCGAAUAGUCUGGAUACCCUAGUUUGAGUUUAAGUUGAGAGGGUUUCUAAACGAUUUUUGGAAAUACAUUAACUUUGGUUCAGACUUUCUCGAUUAAUUACCAUUAAAAAUCAAAAGGUCAAUGUUGUCGAAAAUGUAAAAGUAUAGGCUUCAAAUAGUACAAUGGUACAAUCAAUGCCCAACGAAACGAACGAAGCAUAUGAAACAAAUAUAGUGGUAGAUACAUGUGAUCGUGUAUGAUUAGAAUUUGCUACUCUCGAAUUAUUUCUGUUUAGUUUCUAGAGAGUUUGGUUGGUUUACUAUUUGCAGAUAGAUCAUGGAGAAUGCUACUUCGACCUCAAUCUCUGGGAACCAUAUACUCACUAAUCAUCUUCAAACGAUUUGUCCCAAAACAACGUAUAUUACUAACUGCGUUUGAUGUUUUGAAUAUGUAUGAUAAGGUUAAACAUAUAGAGCGUAUAGAUUUUCAAAAGCAUGGUAGCUGUUGGUGAAAAUGCAUGGCUUAUUAGUGUUUCUUUUAGAGAAGCUAACGUUGUAUAUAGCAUUAAUUUACAUAUCUAAUUUUGUCAAUUGUAAUGAGACUUUGGAUACAACAACAUCCGGCUGCGAAAUAAUUGUGACUUUAUAUGUAUUUUUAAUAAAUUAAAUGGUCCAACUAACACAGAAAACGUACGAGUACACUGUCUCAAUAUUUGUUUCUCAUUGGUCCACGUCCAACUUGGCCAGCCACUGACCACUUCAACUACAAUUUAAAAUGAACUGACAAAUCUCCAACCAAACACUGACCCGUAAUAAAUUCUAUCUAUCUUUAGAGACUUCGAGUCCUUUCCCUUUUCUACUUUCCUCUUUUGGAUUCAUUAAUUAACUACACAAAUCAAUUUGAGGAAAAUCACAUGAUUCUAACACACUUCUUUCAGGUAAAGUGUCAAAAGUUUCACAGACCAUAUCAAUUCAAAUACUCCAUGCGAAAUUAAUUUAUUAAUGCUAUGAAAGUGUGCAACCGGUGCACCCAUGGGAAACAAUCAUAACACAAAUAAUUGGUAUACAUAUUUUGUAAUAAACAUGGUAACAAUUAGAAUGGUUAAAAUGUUUAAACAGUGAAUUGAGAUAAGUUUUAACUCGUGAUCAGAACUAUUUUUAUGCUCUUUUGUUUAAAAUGGUCGUAUUCAUGUGUUCUUAUACGUAUAAAGUCACAAAAAGACGACCAUUUUUUAAAAGUGCGUUCACCUAUUUGUACAACUUGCGGUAACGAUUUUGUGUUUUAAUAAACGGUAACCUUAAAACGCAGACCACAUUUUCCGCGGCACAAACGCGCUUAACGCCAUCUCUAUAAAUUAAAACCCACCCAAUGCCCAAUAUUUUCUCAUAUGUUCAUUGCAAUGGCAGAUUUCAAAAUUCUUUUGCUUAUACUCAUCCUUAUAUCUCUCUUUGAACUUGAUCUACUUCAUUUUCACCAUGACUUCUUCUCUCCUUUUCCGGUCAAGAUCGGUUUACUCCUGAUAUCCAUCUUCUUCUAUGCCUACUCAACCACCCGGUCUAAACCGGUUUACCUAGUGGAUUUCUCAUGUCACCAACCCACGGAUUCUUGCAAAAUCUCAUCCGAAACGUUCUUCAACAUGGCCAAAGGCGCUCAACUCUACACCGAUGAAACAAUCCAAUUCAUGACGAGGAUAUUAAACCGGUCCGGUUUAGGAGACGAUACGUACUCCCCACGUUGCAUGUUAACCUCUCCACCAACUCCAUCAAUGUACGAGGCGAGACAUGAAUCCGAAUUAGUUAUCUUCGGAGCUCUUAACUCACUAUUCAAGAAAACCGGAAUCGAACCGAGAGAAGUCGGAAUCUUCAUUGUAAACUGCAGCUUGUUUAACCCUAACCCAUCUCUCUCGUCCAUGAUCGUAAACCGGUACAAGCUUAAAACCGACGUCAAAACUUACAAUCUCUCCGGUAUGGGAUGCAGCGCCGGCGCAAUCUCCGUCGACCUCGCCACAAAUCUACUAAAGGCAAACCCUAAUACCUACGCAGUUAUUGUUAGUACGGAGAACAUGACCCUAAGCAUGUAUCGAGGCAACGACCGGUCAAUGUUAGUCCCUAACUGUCUAUUCCGAGUAGGUGGCGCUGCGGUUAUGCUCUCAAACCGGAGUCAAGACCGAGUCCGGUCUAAGUACGAAUUGACUCAUAUUGUAAGGACUCACAAAGGCUCUAGCGAUAAACACUACACUUGUGCUGAACAAAAAGAAGAUAGUAAAGGUAUCGUUGGAGUCGCACUCUCUAAAGAACUAACGGUUGUUGCUGGUGACUCGUUAAAGACGAAUCUAACAGCACUUGGUCCGCUUGUGUUGCCUUUAUCUGAAAAACUCCGGUUUAUCCUCUUUUUGGUAAAGAGUAAGCUUUUCCGGUUAAAGGUUAGUCCAUAUGUUCCGGAUUUUAAACUAUGUUUCAAGCAUUUCUGUAUUCACGCUGGUGGUAGAGCGUUACUUGACGCGGUUGAAAAAGGUCUUGGACUUAGUGAGUUUGAUCUUGAGCCGUCUCGGAUGACUUUGCACCGCUUUGGAAACACUUCAAGCUCGUCGCUGUGGUACGAGCUGGCUUACGUGGAGGCUAAAUGUCGGGUCAAACGAGGAGAUAGGGUUUGGCAGUUGGCGUUUGGGUCGGGUUUUAAAUGUAAUAGUAUUGUGUGGAGAGCGUUGAGAACGAUUCCGGCUAACGAGUCAUUGGUGGGUAACCCGUGGGGUGACUCGGUUCAUAAGUAUCCAGUUCACGUGACCUAAGUUUUAAGUAAUACUACUACGCGUGUGAAGUCACGUUAUAAGUUAUCAUAAGUCAACAAUAUGUUAUUAGCUUUCUAUUAAAGUGUAGUUUUUUUUUUUUUUUCCCCACAAAUAUGUAUUAUUUGCUUGUUUUUGCCAACAAUUUGGUCUCUAUUUCUUGAAUAUGAAAAUCGAGGAAUUUUUAUAUAUUGACAAACAAGUCGAUUAUUUUUGUUAUGGUU
Arabidopsis thaliana (thale cress) is the source of this 3113-nucleotide messenger RNA. It is a transcript of the gene KCS13, whose product is annotated as 3-ketoacyl-CoA synthase 13. Gene Ontology annotation, biological process: fatty acid biosynthetic process. NCBI's taxonomy places the organism in Eukaryota, Viridiplantae, Streptophyta, Magnoliopsida, Brassicales, Brassicaceae. The record is from RefSeq and is marked reviewed. Gene Ontology annotation, cellular component: endoplasmic reticulum; membrane. Gene Ontology annotation, molecular function: acyltransferase activity, transferring groups other than amino-acyl groups; fatty acid elongase activity; acyltransferase activity. Bases 1492 to 2892 code for a protein of 466 amino acids. The transcript has a single exon.